GCUUAUAAAGCUCACAACCAAUUUUAGGAUUUGAAAAUUGAAAGACUAGUGAUAGCUGUGGUAACUGCAAAGCAGGCUUUCUUUUCAACUAAAUAUUUCUCAAAGCCUUUAAUUAUGGUUAAUUCAGUUGUAAUCUGAAAGCAUUGUUUAGGAAUUAAAUAAAUGGCUACUUUUAUUGAAGAUCCCUCCGUAACAUCUUCACAUUUUAGUUUUCCAAGUAUGCAUCGGAUACAUGACGACGAGUACUCUGAAGACGCCAAGGAAGCAGACUUUAAGGGAUCCAUUCUUCAGAAGGAAAUAUCUGUGAAACCGCGACACCAACUUUCCAUUCCAGACAUAUGCACAGAUGCUGUCAAAAAUAACUGCUUUCAGCCAUCUAGUUUCUUAAAUAACUCGAUAGCCUUUGCCUCACAUGUAGUAAAGUGUAGCUCUCCAGCCUCAAGCCUGGACGAAUCAACAUCUACGGCUCAGCAGGAACCCAAUCCCCACAUGCACAUCCAGGGUCAGCACAUGAUGGGUCCUGUUCCCGAUCUUAGUUUUUACAAUGUUCCCGAAUUUAUUUCGGAGCAGGAGAAGCUUAUGUUCUCGGAUGCCGAGAGGUUUUUAAGAUCAAAGGAUAACGAGGUGUGCAGUAAUGAUUACAGCUAUAUGCACGACGAAUUCGCCAUGCGCAAGUAUUAUCAUCCUUUAUUUGCCCAUGGUAUAUGCCGGUGGCCUGGCUGCGAAAUAGACCUAGAAGAUAUAGCGUCAUUCGUUAAGCAUCUGAACUCUGAACAUGGCUUGGAUGAUCGGUCUACAGCCCAAGCUCGUGUUCAAAUGCAAGUGGUUUCCCAACUAGAGUCCCAUCUUCAAAAGGAAAGGGAUCGCUUGCAGGCCAUGAUGCAUCACCUAUAUCUGUCAAAGCAACUUUUAUCACCCACCAAAAUGGAAAGAAAGGAUGUACCCGGUAGGGAGGGAAAGUUUUGCAGAAGUCCGAUCACAAUAAAUAGCAUAGGUCGACCGAUGCGCCAAACAAGUUCGCCUGGCCCUCUCAAUCUCCCAAUGGUUAACGCAACCAACUUAUGUUCCAUCAAGAAGAGAAAUCAUGACAAAAAUUCAUUUUCCAUAAAUGGUGGAUUGCCCUACAUGCUGGAAAGAGCUGGUCUUGAUGUGCAACAAGAAAUUCAACGGAAUAGAGAAUUUUACAAAAAUGCUGAUGUACGACCGCCCUUUACUUAUGCAUCGCUUAUAAGACAGUCCAUCAUAGAUUCCCCCGACAAGCAGUUAACCCUUAACGAAAUCUACAACUGGUUCCAAAAUACAUUCUGCUAUUUCCGCCGAAAUGCAGCCACGUGGAAGAAUGCAGUUCGGCAUAAUCUGUCCCUUCAUAAGUGCUUUAUGCGUGUUGAGAAUGUGAAAGGAGCUGUUUGGACAGUUGAUGAAAUUGAGUUUUACAAAAGAAGACCGCAACGCACCGCUGGCAUUGGUAACAACUUAGCAGGUGCUACCAAUUCGCCGGACACUAACUAUUUUGUAGCUAUGAACAUUGGGUAUGUGGGUUUUAAAUAGUUCAAUAUAAACUUUGCUCCAACUUCCUUAAAUUUUGCUCUGUUAGUAAAUAUACGAUAUAUGCCACUAAAUGCAUGUUUAUUAAAAAGAUAUAUAAUCUGUGGUUACAUUGAAAUACCAUAAGAAAAUAUAUGAUUUUUUACAGCAGUUUCUUGGGGUUUUAGCAUCAAUUAAAAGGAAAUAUGUUUGUCUGUCCGCUUAGUAGUCAGUCCGCUUAUAGAACAGGUCGAUGAAUUAUAAACUAACAAGUGUAUGUUAAAUUAUCAAAAUGUUGCGGAAAUAACAGUAUCGCUUAUUAAGAGAAAAAGCGUAAUCAAAUUCCUUUAUAAAUGAAAAAUUUUCUUCCUUUCCCGAUAAUGCGUUUUCCUCUUUAUGACUCUUGUUGGUGAUCUUGGUUUAACAAACACAUUUUAUCUAAAACCCCAACUAUAAUACCUAUCGAAGAACGCGAUACGUACGAACCUAUCUUUGCACAAGUGCUUUGUGCGUUACGAGGACGACU
Molecule: messenger RNA, 2050 nt
Organism: Drosophila serrata
Lineage: Eukaryota; Metazoa; Arthropoda; Insecta; Diptera; Drosophilidae
Gene: FoxP
Product: forkhead box transcription factor P
Biological process (GO): regulation of transcription by RNA polymerase II
Cellular component (GO): nucleus
Molecular function (GO): RNA polymerase II cis-regulatory region sequence-specific DNA binding; DNA-binding transcription factor activity, RNA polymerase II-specific
Source: RefSeq, a predicted model, not a curated record